Messenger RNA from Dunckerocampus dactyliophorus (ringed pipefish), 8733 nucleotides. RefSeq names its product sorbin and SH3 domain-containing protein 1. Gene Ontology annotation, cellular component: cell-substrate junction; nucleus; cytoplasm. The transcript is spliced from 28 exons. The record is from RefSeq and is a predicted model, not a curated record. The coding region runs from base 274 to 4536 and encodes 1420 amino acids. Lineage: Eukaryota; Metazoa; Chordata; Actinopteri; Syngnathiformes; Syngnathidae. Gene Ontology annotation, biological process: cell-substrate adhesion. Gene Ontology annotation, molecular function: protein binding.
UGUUAUCAGAAACAAACAGACCCCCUACGUCGCGAGGUUCAAGGUCAAAGCUGGGACGGCCUGCUCAGAUCCCCACAGCUUAGCCAGACGUCUCGGGGGACUUCAGAAGGUCUUGGCGCACAUGGACUGUGAGCUGGAAACAGCAUCCCUGUAAGGCCAUACUGGUUUCUUCGACAAGGCUCUCCAGAAGAGGGCAGCGUGACACCAAGCCCAACUCCCAUCCCAUCAGGUCCUCGUGCUGUGAGUGCCAUCAGGAUCACACCUCUGUCAACCAUGAAAGGAUCCCCUGACCUGAUUCCUGCUGCGGGCCUAGACCCCAGCAGGGUGUGCAAAGGAAAAGGAGUAGUGACACUGAGGGCCACCCUGGUCCACUUAGAUGAUGAAGCCAGCGGCAGCGCGGAGCCAAGCGUCAUCACAACACCAAGAGACUUCACAAGUGAAAUGAAUGGAGGAUUGGCUGAGGGAGGUGACAACAUCACAGCUGAUUUCCCUCCUGUGAACAACACCCACCGCCAGGCCAGUUCACCAGAAAGCAUAAAAGAGAACCAGGCGCCGACAUCAUGUGACAAUCAAAAUUGUUUACCGUCACCCCCCAGCUCCAUCUACCCAUGCACUAGCACGGUUAAUCCCACAAUAGUUCUGCUGCAACACAACAGAGAGCAGAAAAAACAUCUUUCUCAUUUGAAAGACCCCACCCCAGAAAGGGACAAAAGCCCUGAUCCUGGGAGAGACUUGGUCAGUCCGGUUGCGGACAUGGACGGGAAAAGGCUGCGACUGUCGCUGCACUCCCCCGUCCUCAGUCCACUCAACAGGCCUAUUGUGCCAGUGCGGAACCCCGAAAAGUCCAAAGACUGGUACAAGACAAUGUUCAAGCAGAUUCACAAGAUACCUGAGCCUAUUGAAGAAAACCCAUACCGCCCCACCUACAUUUUCCCUGACAACUAUGACAUUCAGAUGAAAUGGAAAGAGAAUGGUCCAAACCCCUUUGGCUACUUGGAUGAUGUGAAAGGAGUACCACGAUCUCAAAGCGAUGCAGAGGUUUGCUCAAGAGCGAGGUCAGUGCCAGUGCCAACACGGUCGUCAUCACUCAAACCCUCUAAUAAGAGAAAUGAGUGGGAGCCCCCAGAUAAAAAGGUAGACACCAGGAAGUACCGCGCCGAGCCCAAGAGCAUCUUCGAGUACGAGCCGGGGAAAUCGUCAGUCCUGAAGCUGGAGAGAACGACUCUGGAUGUAUGUGCGGAAGAUGUAGAUUUAGAGAAUGAGCCAUGGUAUAGAUUCUUUUCAGAGAUGGAGUUUGACAAAGCGAGUGCCCCCUCCUUCAGCCCCCUGGAAACAGCCUCCGACCUGCAGAAGUACUCCUCGAGCAAGUCUGGGCACAGCGAGGUGGAGACGGACGGAGGAUCAUCCACAAACGAGCCCGCGGCUCCAGAAUGCGACCGUCAUGUUUACAAGAGCGUUCUAGAAGGUGGUGACAUUCCCUUACAAGGUCUGCGAGCCCUAAACAAGCGGCAUGGCAGCUCAUCCUCCUCAAAAGUGGAUUAUAAAGGUGGGAAUGGCUGUAUAGAUUCACCCUGCUCCUCUAUAAAUAGUCGAUCUGUUCUUGCCAGUAAUGCAGUAGCUAACCACUGUAAGAAUAAGAAGCCUCUUUCUGCUGCCAAAGCCUGCAUACCCCAAAUCCUGCCCUCUAAAUUCAAGCCCAAGCUGCUGCCACCUGGUGGUGACGUCCAGGAAAGCAGGACACGACCUGUGAGGCACCCAAAGGCGCACAGCUGUGAGGAUCUGUACACAAGUACAUGCGAUCGUGACAGAGCUGGAGCAGAGAAGAGAGAGCUGGGCCAGUAUUCAGACUGCUGUGCUGAUGGCCUCAGGGACGUUUGCCCUGCAAUUAGGAGGAGCGCGUCAGAGUUUUCCAGCCUGUACAAGAUCAUGCAUCACAUUCAGCGGCCCAGCUCAGUGGGCAGCAGCCCCCAAGGCAGCGUCCACAGCCUGGCCUCUUUCUUUGAAGGAGGAAAGGCUGAUGGGGGUGAAAAGUCAGAGGCCAACGACGGGGGCAACAUUCCACGGGACACCGUGUCGUCACGAGUAACUGAGUUUGAAAUGAUCAUUCAGCAGUCCAGUUUGACACCCAGUCGCUCCUCCUCUCUGCCCACUCUGAACUCCAGCCACAGCCAUAGCCCGCAACACUGCGCUUCCCUCUAUAUGCCCUCUGCUAUGUCAGCUGAGAGUCUUUUGGUGGCCAACACCACCCAGACAGAUGCCUGCUCCCCCGUGGAGGCAGGUGGCAAGGAAACAGUUGAUGAGACCUUGCUACCAGACUCUCAGACUGUGCAGCAGGCAGCCUCCUCCUCAGAGGAUGGAGGCCAGGUUAGGGCUGAGUCUGCUUCUUCCACUGACCCUGAGGUCGAACAGAUCUUCAAAAAGAGCUCCCCAGAGCACAUCCACUCUGCUCUCAUUGGAACAAAGACUCCCUCCACCCUGCCUCCAAUGUCUUUCCCUUUACACCACCACCACCACUUGCACCACCUGAACCCCCAGCACUUCCCCCUUAAGCCUACCAAAUGCAAAGGGUCCUGCCCAGCUUCCUACACCCGCUUCACUACCAUUCUCAGGCAUGAGAGACAGCAGGCCACAGCACAGCAGGAGAAACCACUAGCACCACCAGAGAAGAAGACCAUGCUACCUGGAAACCUCCUACUCAUGGGACCCGCCCCUUUCAGGUUACGGAAGAGCCAUCACUCCCAGCAGCCUCGGAGGACGCUGUCAGCUACUAAGGUGAAAACAGGCAACGGGAGGCCCCCCAGCACGUCUCCUGAGCUCAGACCUCUCAUACCUCAGCGUCUGUCCUCCCUGGAGGUCCUGGAAAGGCUGAGUAACAGGGAGGGAGACAACUCUGAGCAGCUGAGUAACGGACAGGGCUUGGACGCCAACGGGAACCUUCUGCAGCCGCUGGCAGCUCACCACAGAGACUCAUCCCCAGCACACGGAGAUAGCCAGGAUGAAGUGCUGAGGAGGCGACAUGGCGACAAGGAGAAAAUCUUGGAGGAGCAGCGGCGACUGAAGCGGGAACAGGAAGAGGCUGACAUAGCGUCGAGGCGACACACUGGCAUCGUCCCAACACACCACCAGUUCAUCACCAACGAGCGCUUUGGAGACCUGCUCAACAUCACAGAUAACACAGAGAAACGGAAGUCAGGCAUUGAGAGAACUCCAGCGAUGGCACGCUUUGACUUCAGAGCUGAAACUCUAAAGGAAUUACCAUUUCAUAAGGGGGACAUCGUUUACAUUAUUAGACAAGUGGAUCAGAACUGGUAUGAAGGGGAACAUCAUGGAAGAGUUGGGAUUUUCCCUCGAAGCUACGUUGAGCUCCUGCCCCCUACAGAGAAAGCACAGCCUAAGAAAAGUGUGCCAGUGCAGGUGUUGGAGUACGGAGAUGCUGUGGCCCGCUUUAACUUCACAGGAGACACGGUGGUGGAGAUGUCUUUCAGAAAGGGAGAAAGGAUCACGCUGAUUCGUAGAGUUGAUGAGAACUGGUAUGAAGGCAAAAUCUCAGGCACAAAUCGCCAAGGCAUCUUCCCUGUCACCUAUGUCGAAGUGCACAAACGACCACGUGUCAAAAAUGGCGUUGAUUACCCCGACCCUCCUGUCUGCUCCUCGCCACAGCGCAGCACCAAUGCUUCCCCUCAGUUGUAUCGUAAUCGCCUGACCACUUCGCCCCUGCCCCUCCCGCGCUCCCCCUGCCGCUCCGUGUCACCCGAGGUCCAUGCUGUCUCCUCUGAAUGGAUCUCGCUGACCGUGGGAGGUGGAAGCCCACCUGCCGCCCCAACACCUCCAUUGCCACCGCUGCCCACUGUGUCAUACCGCUGCGGCGAGUACUUGCCCCCACCUUUCUCUGUCAGCCCUGUGCCUCCCAUCACCGGCAGUCCCUACUGGAUUUCUCCCAUGGCCUCCCCAUCUGCCUCCCCUCUGCCCCCGCCGUACCCACCCAGACCCAACUCCGCCACUCCUUUCCUCACUUUCACCCCUCCUCAGGGAGGGGACUUCCUGCUUUCCCCACCCUCGCCACACCUGUCAUGUAGCAUGAGCCCCAGUGGUGGGCCGGUGCUGGAAGGCUGGCUUAGGGCUGAGAAGGAGUUGACAGAGGGGGAAGGCGCAGAGGGGGAUGGGGGCAGUGGCCGUGCCGCCCCUGGGAAAAGACAAAAUAGCCCUGCAGAGCUUGUGCGGAAUGACAUUGAUCAUCAUGGACGCAACUCCAGAAGCCCUGUGAUGUUCUUUGACAUCCAUGAUAACAACAAUGUGAACUCAUUUGCCCAACCCCAGUCCCACAGCAGCAGCCCAGAGCCCAACCGUCUCAACUGUGGAAUUUUCCAGGCUCUGUACAGUUACGCACCGCAAAAUGAAGACGAGCUGGAGCUGCAGGAGGGAGAUCUCGUCAGCGUCAUGGAGAAGUGUGAUGACGGCUGGUUUGUCGGUACCUCAAAGAGGACAAAACAGUUUGGGACUUUCCCUGGGAAUUACGUGAAGGAGGCGAAACUGUAAAGUGGAUGAACCUCAACUGUAACACAGGACUGCCUGUCAAGCUUUGGAAGUUUUUUCAAUCACGCAUGGCUGUGGGUUAGAGUAGUCAUUUGGCCAAUCCGUUUGUCUGGCAAAGCGAUUGGAUCAUUCUGAGGAAGACGAACUUGCACAUUGAGGGACAGUUAUGUGCUCCGUUCACCUUAUUAACACAAACCAGGAUGUUCUUUGGGAGAAUCUACCCCAAAGUAGCUUUGAUCCUGCACAUAAAAGCUUCCAUUCUGUCCAUGACACGAGAUGUGUUUAUGUAGCACCUCAGUGUGAGUCCAGCAGCACAGCAGAUCAUGAAUGAAAGGUCACAUGUUAUAACCUGAACUGGAUUUGGGGGUGUCAAAAUGUAUGUCUAUGUGAUGUUAGGUUAGAUCCGCUGAGUAGCAGAGUAGCCAAGCACAAUACAAACAAUGCAAAUCUCAAAUUCAUUUUUGCGUCUAAAUACACUUGCAGAUACAGUGGAUCCCCGCACAUUUGCGGUUUUCUGCAGAAAACGCAUCUCUUUCACCAUAAAGCUGUAAUAAUUUAGAAAUAUGUGAUAAUACAGAUAAGAUGUACAGCAUACAUGUACUAUUGUUAGAAAGCACAAAAUUUUAAAAUGUUUAUGCCUUUAUGCUUCACUGAUAAAUAGUUAAUAAUGUCACAAUUAACUAACUAAGUAAUUUAAUCACAAUUCGAAGUUAAACUUAAAUUUUGUUUGACCCAUAUAAGAGGAUUGGCGUACACGGCUUACACUCACCGCUGUCUGGUAUUGACAUUGGAGUUGUGUAGUUAUUAUAGGCUAUACAUUCAGUGAUAGCUCAUGUUAGUAGCUAAACUUUGACAAAUCCCUACUGUUAGCCAACAAUAAACAUGGCUAAUAUGCGCGCGUGUGUGUUCCCUGGGACGUGGCUUGCAGAUUUGGAGUUGGAAGUGGGUGGAAUAUACAGCUUUUGAGGGUUAGCGCCCCCUUACAGUACCUAACCAAAGCACCUUUAAUGUGUUAAAUCGUAAAUCGUUACUGGAAUUACACCAGGCAAGCAGUGUGGAUUAUGUAGAGCCUAGCCUGCCAGCCUCGAGCGCUAGCCUGACGACCAGGCUAAAGGCUACACCGUGACUCCGAUUCCAUCUGUUCUUCCAUCAUUUUACAUUAUCAUUCAUUAGUGGUGAGUAGUAUAACAUACUACAAGUAUAACAUGUACUUCUACAUGUUAUACUUUAAAUGCGUUUAAUAAGUGUGUGAGGCAUAUUUAAGACUUAAACCUGGAUUGUGUCAGGAGUGAACAAUGGCAAUUGAAGAGAGUAGGGGAGGGUUCUGGAGCUGAAUGUUUUAUUGCAAAAGCUAAUCCAAAAUCGGAGGAAAACAUCAAUGUCAAGCCAGCCGGAGGUUUUGGAGGGGGAGGAGCAAGCCGUGUGUCAAAAGUACACAUUUUAUGGGCGUAUCAUUUACUUCCCGUCCCUGGAACUUUUUGCGGGGAUCUACUGUAUAUCCCUUAUCGCUUAAAACACUUAGAAAUUCUAUGACUUGAUCGUUGUGCUUUUCUUUUGCGGUAUUAUAAGGAAAAACACACGCAACUCAAAAAGCCUUCAGCGCCGUUUCAGUAUUGGCUGCGAGUUAAUUGCAAAGGAUGUUAUCACACAUCAUGUGCUCAUUCACGUGUUCCGUUGCAAGCGCAUGUUGGGCAGUGAUAAAUGUCUAAGAAUAGUGGCAAGAAAACAGUGUAAAUAAUAACGCACUAUUUAUUUAUCAUUUUAUACUUCUUGUUCCACGUUUGCUGGCACAUAAUGCCUCAAAGGAAGGUGGUGGUUGACGUCACGCUCCAGCGCAACCACAGAACAGGCGUGGCAGCACUUAACUUCCUGCUUGGUCAUUUAGGGAGAUUCCACCUAACCCAAAACACAGGAUUAAUCAUUGACCCUUUUGUAGCCGACAAUGUGUCUUAGAAAAUAAUGAUUUUAAAGCGUCAUGAGAUUCAAAUUACGCCCUGACUGAUGGGAUUGUAUGUUCCAGAUUUGUACAUGUGUACAGCAACUUAAGAGGCCUUUGCAUAUUUUCAUAAACAAUGACUACAACUUUACCACAUGAUUAAAGUACAGCAAUCCCUCGCCACGUCGCGCUUCCAAUUGCACAGUUUUUCAAAAAUAUAUUAAUUGAUAAAUCAUGCUGUUUUGUGGUUGCAUACAACCUUUUAUUAAUGCAAUGUAGACAAAUUUUAUGUUUUUAUUAUUUGCCUAAAUGAAGGAUUUUCAAGCAUAAAAAUGACCAAAUGAAUGAUUAAUACAAAUACAAGGCAUUUAGAAGAUGCAUUCAAAGACGUUGUGGUGAUAUGUAGUAGGUCCUACACUGGUCACUAGGUGUCAGUAAUGUUACUGUAAUGUUCGGUGAGACACACAAGCGCCAAACUUGAUCUGCGGAACAACAGGCUUUUAUUGCAGGUUUGAAUGAUCUCACAACAGGCACAAUAAUCCCCAAGAAAAACACAUGCCUUAAAUUGAUUAUGUCUACCAUAUUGGGUAAUAUGAGUGUAAAGGUGACUAUAGGGGUGUUUUUUCACAUGUAGACGGCUCUAAUAACGUUAAAAAUAUUAUUUAGAAGGUCGGAAACAGGUUUUCUAUGCUCUAACUACAAAGAUAUUGGAUUUAUAAUAACGGAAUCCUACUUUGCCUGAAUUCACUUUUCACAGUCUGGUCUGGAGCCAUGCACACUGGCCUGGCUCAAUCCAGCAACUGCACAUCACCACCGAAUGAGAGCCGAGCGUGCAAGCCAGUAGGCUAAAAGCCCAGGCAUGCAACCCACUGACCAGUGCGGCUCUUAAGCUGUCGGGGAGCACAGCUUCACGAGCACGAGUGCCACAUGCACUACGAAAUUCCAUCCAUCCAUCUUCUAUACCGCUUCUUCCUCACUACGAAAUUGACAAUUCAAAUCAAAAACAUCCGAAAGCCUCAAUAUUUCACUCCGCAUAGACUUUCCACGUGUACACCACAGUCCAAUUAAAGAACGAUGCCCAUUUGUUAGGCAAAUUCCCCAUUGUCAUUCAUCCCUCAACAACGUGUGCAUAAAUAGGUUGAAUUCAUUCUUAGGGAGUCCUUGUUGCUCCAGAGAUAUGUAGGGCAGUUGCAAAGGAACCUGUAUUUAACUAUAUUUACAAUGUCAAUUCUCAGUGAGGGUUUUACAAGCAGGAAGUACAAGAAAUAUUUAAUCAAGCAUUGCCAGACUAUCAGUAGCCUUUCAGUAUAAUUGUACAAAAUGAAGUAUUGAAGGACACGUUCGAACACACUCGAUCCAAGAUGUGUUGCAUCACAGCUUAUUAUUGACAUUUGUGCAGUGAGCGCCGUGUGGUUUGAGCAUCGUCCUCACUCAGGUUUGCUUUGUGUUUCUUCCUGACAUACAGUAUAUCACAAUGAAUACAAAAGAGUGUGUUAUGAGUGUGCCUGUAUCGCAUCACUAGUCACAUCACAAAAGCAUGUUUUGCUUUCCACCGCUGGCCAAACAGUCUGAUAGGUCCUCAUGUAACCUGAGCUCCUGGUGUACGGUAUGUUUUUGUUUGGUUUUGAGUCAGCUGACAGAACUACAGGGACGGGGCUCUUUGUAAAAGACACUGAACUCUCAAUAAGUUGCUUGUGUCAUAAGUGCGCGUCACAGGAUGUAUGAAUGUAUGAUGUUUGAAUGUGUCGAAAGGUCAUCUGCAGCAUUAGAGGGAUUGUAAAUAUGUAAAAUAAGAAUAAAUAGACUGCAUGUGAUGGGAGCGUCAGAUGGAGCUUUCAGUCACUUGCAGAGUUUUAUCUACCUGAAGGAUUUUGUCACAGCGUGGAGCGUUACUGAGCACGGGAAGUUUGAUGCAUAUGAACAUUACGCUGCCAUUUGUGAGCUCAUAAUGCCUUAUGUUUGAUGCUAAAUUGUGCCUCAUUUUCAUUCAUGUUUUGUUUUUUUUUUCCUGAAAUGUAUCAGUGACAUAUUUAAUGUAACCGGGGUUUCCUCAUUUAGUUCUAGCCGCUUGUGAUGGGACUACACUCGCCGGGAACUUGUCAAUGACGAGUAUCUAAAGUGUGGCGUCGUGCGUCAAUGUCAUGACUAAUAAUGUUGAAGGUUGAAUUAGUUUGAGACGCACCACCUGCAACUCGUUUGGUUUGUUUGCUUCAAUUUGCAGUGUUGUUACCAUGACAAUAUCAAAAUAAAGAUGCUAUACACUG